AUGAUAGCUAUGUUGGGAAAUUUGAUCAUCACAAUGCUGAUCAUCCAGGCUCCUCAGUUGCAUACUCCUAUGUACUUUCUUAUAUGUAAUCUAUCUCUAUUAGACAUGUCUUUUAUAUCAGUUACUGUUCCAAAGCUUUUAGCCAUCACAAAGACUGACAUGAAUGUUUUGUCUUUUAAAGAAUGUAUCUCGCAAAUGUACUUUUUUAUUGCAACUGCAAACAUAGAGUCUUUUCUUCUGACCUCCAUGUCUUAUGAUAGAUAUGUAGCAAUUUGUAAUCCUUUGCUCUAUCCUUUAAUUAUGAACAGAGUUUCAUGUUUAUUUUUGACUGUAGCAUCCUGGCUCCUUGGAUUCUUAAACUCAUUAUUGCUCUCGUUGCUUACAUCAAAUUUGUCAUUUUGUAAGUCCAAAAUCAUUAAUAAUUUUUUCUGUGACCUCAAGGCACUUCUAAAUAUGUCCUGUAGUGACACUACUCUCAUUCAGACUAUUAUACUUGUUGACAAUUUUAUCAUUGGUUUCUUUCCUUCUUCUUUGACCUUGACCUCUUAUGCUUAUAUCAUUUCUAGCGUGUUAAAAAUCCAUAGCACAGAGGGGAGACAUAAAGCUUUCUCAAACUGCACGUCACACCUUACCAUUCUUUUCCUCUUUUAUGGAACAGCACUUUGCUUGUACAUGGUUCCUAAUGCUGAAAACUCUCAAACCAAAGAUAGCAUUCUUUCAUUUAUUUAUGUUGCUUUAAUUCCAAUGGUAAAUCCAUUAGUUUAUAGUCUACGAAAUAAGGAUGUUUUAGGAGCUUUGUCAAAAGUAACUGGAUGGAAUAAAGCACAUAGAAUAUCUUUUAAAAACAAAAUUUAA
Messenger RNA from Staurois parvus, 855 nucleotides. The record is from the annotation of a GenBank genome assembly. Lineage: Eukaryota; Metazoa; Chordata; Amphibia; Anura; Ranidae.